Messenger RNA from Pyricularia oryzae 70-15, 3529 nucleotides. RefSeq lists its product as uncharacterized. The coding region runs from base 1170 to 2858 and encodes 562 amino acids. NCBI's taxonomy places the organism in Eukaryota, Fungi, Ascomycota, Sordariomycetes, Magnaporthales, Pyriculariaceae. The record is from RefSeq and is a predicted model, not a curated record. The transcript is spliced from 2 exons.
UAUUGGUUUGGUGCUUUUUUCCAGGGUUCUGCACCAUUGCCGAGUCUAAUUCUCGCCUGGUUCUUGGACAACUUUCAAGCUUUACACGCAACCGUAGCCACUUUUCUACGGUGAAUGAAGUCACAGCCAAGAUCUCAACCCAGAAGGAUUUGCCGGACUUCUGGUAGGGUUGUCACACUCGACCAGUCGAGCUUCAACAACGGGGAGGACGGGUAGGCCGACGAUGUCUGUGUCGACGUGGCACAGCAACUUCAAGCUCAAACGAAUCGAGUGACCUGACCUACUUUUUCCGAGCCACGUUCAUUCAAUUCAUCAGUUUGAGGCUUGCGACCGGCAAGGGUGCCACUUCAUUUGCUACAAGCGGACGAUUCAAUGGCUCAGCCCCUCGGUCGCUCUAGACCAUGCGCAUGCACGUUUAAGCUGGCUGGCUUGAUGAUGAGCCAAUCAUUUUCCACGGUGGCUCGCCAUACUUUAAAUGCGACAGAGGCCUCUUAACUUUAUUACAAUCUCGACGCGUAGCUAGAGCGACGCGCGUAACACUAGAUUCGGUUCCUCGUGCUACUGAAGAAACGCUGGGCCGAACUGUGGGCGAUGUCAACCAAGCGACCCCCCUGGAUAGGGCUGGAUAGGGACAUGAAGAUGGUCGGUUCGACUCUUUACAAAUUCCGUACCGCCUACCUAACCUGGGGUCCGAAAUUGCUGUUCACAGACUCGUUGCCCUGGAUUGAGACGCCUGUCUCCUGUUAGUUCGGGGUCGCCUUGGGCAGAUGGACUGUUCAAUCGCCUUGGGGAAAAAACAGGGCAAUGAAUGGAAUGCCAUUUAUAGAAAGAUUAGGGAUGCGCAGUGUGUUCCCUUGCCUCCCAUGGCCACAUUCCGGCAGUCUGGUUGGAAUGCUACUAGGGAUGCUAUCGCAACGGCAUUCCAGAGGCUUCGCUGGCAGGCAGGCAGGCAGGCAGGGCGUGUGGACAUAAUGACAAAACAAAGGGACUCUCCAGGACAAACGUUCGAGAUUUCAUGACCUGCUUGUUAACCAGUUCACAAUUCUAGUCCUUUGAGAACAGUAUUCUGCAUCAAUUGCCAUCUUUUCUAUCUUCGAAAGUGAUCAGUUAUACCAUAACAUUAUCGACGCAGAAACAAUUCGUAUAGCCAAUAGUCUCAGAAAAUCACCAUGUCACACGAUCAAGAGCACAACUCGGACCCUGAUGGUAGCCGAAGUGGCUACAUAUUGGGAAACGACUAUGCUCCACCCUACGUCUCGAAGUGGUCCCGAGAACUGUCCAAGGGCUUCGAGAAACAUCACGGCUUCACUGACCAUGUGCUGCGGCACAUGAACUGCAGCUACUUCUCUACUACGGGCCAGGCGCCGACAUUGUUGUCCCUGAAGCAGCAUGCCCAGUCUCUGGCACACGCCAUCGCACUUCUGAGCCCUUCCGCACAGGUGGCUGCCGGUGUAGUCAACGAGGGUGAUGCGAACGCCCAACCAGAGUCUUCUGAUGAGCAAAGCCAGCCACUUGCCCGGCACGAGGCCAUGGACUUCCUCGCCUCGCUGACCAAGCCGUACAGCAACAAUGACCCGGAUCACCACCGCCAGCUCAACAGCCUGCUCAACGAGGUCAGCAGCGGUCACGACAUCAUGGGCACCCAAUACCACUGCCCGAUGGCCGACUGCGAUGCUCCGAGGGACCCCGAGGACGGCAAUGGCCCGCAGGGUCGUGCUACACCCUACGCGAGCCACCACAACCUGCUCAUGCACGCCAACGCCUGCCUCGAGCGGCUCGACCACGAGCUGAGCGCACAGGGUGGCAUCCUCUCGGUCCUGCCGCAAACAGACGCACCCCAUGAGGCGGAGCAGCUGCGGGCGGCGCGCAACACGCUCCUAGGCCAGCUGCUGACCUUUGUCCAGGCGCUGGUGGGCCGCAUGCACGAGCUGGAGCUCCAGUAUGCCAACAUGGCUGACGCGCUGGCCGGCGCGGCGGUCAUACCGCGACAGCAGCUUUCGGCGGUUGGCGUGGACGGGCGCGCCGCCGGGGCGCCCAUCGCCUACCCACAGGACCGCUGGGUCCUGGCAAACGCGGGUGAUGAUGUGCUCAACUACGUUCAUGACCUUCUCGACAGGUGUGAGGCCAAGAUGGCGGAGAAGGAGUACGUCUGGGACAAGUCUGGUGCGAUGGGGACCAGAGUUUUGCAAGAUGAAGAACGUGAAUCCGACGACGACGGUCACGGUGAUGACGGCGAGACCAGCGGCCAGGACCGCAUGUUUGGGGGCAUCGUGCAUAUCGACAUCACCACUCGAUACUACCGGGCUCAGGGCCGUACGGAGGGUGGGAACGAUAAGGGCACCAUCUUCGUGGUGCCAGCCUGGAAGCAUCACCCGGCAAUGUAUCACACGGCUGAGGUGGAAGCACGCCCGACAGUGGUGACGGUGCCGGACCCUCACGUGCCGGAGCGCAUCAGCGUGCUGCAGGACAGGUAUGAGAAGCGUAUUACGGAGGGAGCCAAGGCAGCAGACGAGAACGUACGGCUGAGCCGGCUGUGCAAGACGCUCCAGAACGACGUUCAGUGUCUUACGGAGGAAGGGCGACGCGACAAGAAGAUGAAUGAGAUCAUGCAGAACAUGGUGGACAAGGACAACAGAGGAUUUUUGGAUGAAAUAUCCAAGCUUUCGGAGGAGUGCAGGGUCGCUAAGAAAAACAACGGCGAGGCAGCGACGCGCAUCUGGCAGGCCAACAAACAGUCGACUGAGGCAUACCUUAAACUUAAACGGGCGCAGAAGCAGAUCAAGGAUUUGACUACCGAGUUGGACAAAACCAAGUUUGAGUACAAUGCUCUGCGAAGAAAGCACCAAGGAGCUGCCUAAAAGCGAGAGAAUAUUUCGAACAUCUUUUUUGAUGUUCGCCUAUAUUUCUCCACUCGUAUUUCUUUUUGUUUGAAAUUUCAGCAACGUGGUGGUGGAUUUUGCAGUUUGGUUCGUUGUAGAUUGCUUGCUUGCUUUUCUGGCUGAGGGUCUUACUCAACUCUCGCUUCAGGGGUUAGUCAGGUCUGGGUCUGGAAGGUACGAAGUACUCGGUUAGAAAGAUGAGGGUGGGAGUGAGGUAAGGUGCGAUUCAUCACAUGCCGCCCCCAUCAGAUAGGCUACCUUCUUACCUUAGCCAAGGUAGGCAGCUCCAAGGUACUUGUACAAGCAAAAUUUGACUUGCAUUUGAUUUCGAAUUCCCUCAACACGUGGGUUGUUUUCAAAUGCAUCCUUCGCUUUUUUUUUUUUCUCUUUUCUUUUGGCCCUGGUGUGUCUCUUGGGUGCACACUAUCAAAUAGCGGCAGUAGCCCACUUGGACCAAAAUUGAAUUCAAGACGAUGUCACUUCAGUCAUACUUAGGGUGGAUUUGAUAGGCACCAUGACGGGCGACCAUAAAAUUGCAAGCGCGACCUGGGCGCAACAUCGGUCUGUCUCGGGGGCGACAUGUACGACCUAAAUGUCAGAUCCGCCUUGCCGCUUCCAAGGGGGCAUCACAUCAACAUGCUUGCAUGCGC